Oncorhynchus tshawytscha (Chinook salmon) is the source of this 2282-nucleotide messenger RNA. Its product is annotated as sterol 26-hydroxylase, mitochondrial. Gene Ontology annotation, biological process: cholesterol metabolic process; cortisol metabolic process; C21-steroid hormone biosynthetic process. The record is from RefSeq and is a predicted model, not a curated record. Bases 44 to 1381 code for a protein of 445 amino acids. Gene Ontology annotation, cellular component: mitochondrial inner membrane. Gene Ontology annotation, molecular function: monooxygenase activity; heme binding; oxidoreductase activity, acting on paired donors, with incorporation or reduction of molecular oxygen. NCBI's taxonomy places the organism in Eukaryota, Metazoa, Chordata, Actinopteri, Salmoniformes, Salmonidae. The transcript has 7 exons.
AAGCCACAGGUGGCAGAUUGCGCCUUUACGCGCUCCACUCAACAUGUGUAGCCUUUCUGCGGUGACCAGGACGCUCCGACUCACAGUUCACCACCGCCAGACAAUGUCAGUGGCGCAGGACGGCUUUGUUACUGGUGGUCGGAGGUUCAAAUCCGGAGCCAGCAGACACGUAGGACAAAAUUGGCUGACAACGAUAGAAACAACUCCGGGGAAGUACAAAACAAUAGACGAUCUACGUGGACCUAGUUUGGCCACGACGGUGUAUUGGCUGUUCGUGAAGGGAUAUGCAGAUAAGAGCCAUGCGAUGCAGGUUGAACACAAGAAACUGUACGGGCCCAUCUGGCGCUCGCGGUUCGGCCCGUUUGAUGUGGUGAACGUGGCGUCUCCAGAGCUUAUAUCCCAGGUGAUCCGUCAGGAGGGCCGCUACCCAGUCCGGACAGAGCUGCCACACUGGAAGGAGUACCGCGAUAUGAGGGGACAGGCCUAUGGACUCCAUGUGGAUAAAGGCCUACAGUGGUACCGUAUCCGUAGUGUCCUGAAUCCAAAGAUGCUGAAGCUAGCGGAGGUGUCUGCGUACGCGCCUGUCAUCCACCAGGUGGUAGGGGACCUGCUACAGCGUAUUGAGAGGCUCCGCCUCCGCAGCCAGGACCACACCACCGUACCAGACCUCACCGCAGAGCUCUACAAGUUUGGCUUUGAAGGGAUCUCUUCCAUCCUGUUUGAGACGCGGCUGGGUUGUCUGCAGGAGGAGAUCCCUAAGGACACGCUGAAGUUCAUCGCUGCAGCCAACGACAUGCUAACCCUGUCUGAGACCGUCCUCUUCCUCCCGCUCUGGACACGCAACGUCUUGCCCUUCUGGAAACGAUUUAUCCAAGCCUGGGACGACCUGGUGAAUGUAGCUCAGGGUCUGAUUGACCAUAAGUUGGCGCAGAUGGAUGCCCAGGUGCUUGCUGGGAAGAAGUUGGACGGGAUGUAUCUCACCUACCUGCUGUCCUGUGAUAAACUGACCCUGGGAGAGGUGUACAUCAGCAUCACAGAGCUGUUGCUGGGCGGAGUGGACACGACGUCCAACACCUUGUCGUGGGCAUUGUACCAGUUGGCCCGCGACGCCGCGUCUCAGGACAGGCUGUACCGUGAGAUCAUGUCCGUGUGUCCGGGAAGACAGCAGCCCAGAUCAGAGGACCUGAGCAGGAUGCCCUACCUGAAGGCUGUCAUCAAGGAGACUCUGAGACCCAGUUCCAUCUGUGUCACUAUGCUGCCAGUCAUGACGAGGGGGAGUUUGUGGAUGCAAAGUGUUUCAGGCCUGAGCGUUGGCUGCGAGGGGACCCAGAGUCGUACCAACACCACCCCUACAGCUCUAUACCCUUCGGGGUGGGCGUGAGAGCCUGUGUGGGCAAGAGAGUGGCAGAGCUAGAGAUGUACUUUGCCCUCUCCAGGGUGAAUAAGAGAAGUAUUUAAUUGAGAUUUUCAAGGAAGUAUCGAGUAAUAAAAUGCCAUCAGUGCCAAAAUGAUGUUACCAGACGGUUGAAGGUGAUUGUUGUUGGAUGAUUUUGUCCAUCAUCUGUGGUGAUUGGCUAAUGGUAAGUCCCCAGAAGCAAUCGGAGAGAGUGUGGGAACUUAAGUGUGCAACACUUACUACAGGGGUGACAAACCCCAUUUUUAUGAGCUGCGCAAUAUUCUGCUUUUACUACCCCAGUUGCCAAAAUUUGGCAUGGGAUAUUAUAAAAUACUUAAUUUAAUGGUUGUAAACUGAUUCUCUGGCUAGAGAGACGUCAGACAACCAGGUGGCCCAUUAACACUAAACCCUUGACCUUGAACUCUUGUCGCCCCGCUACAGCUGAUGCAGCAUUAUGAGAUCCAGCCAGAGGAUGGGGCCCCGACCACAGAGCCCAAGACUAGAACACUGCUCAUCCCGUCCAAACCCAUCAACCUGCGCUUCCUACCCCGAGCCUGAGGAGGGUGCCAGGGAGUUAUAGAAAGGGAUUGACAGGAGGGUCUGGUGUUGUGCUGUGAUGUGGUAACCUCCAGUCCCCUAGAUCCCCUUAAACAUAGCCGCAGGAAGUAGUUUGGGUGGGGGGCGAUGCUGAAAAAUAAAGUUUGCUCGUGCUACAGAUGGCUAUAUUGGUCCGCUAAUACAGGACUAUUAAAGGCUCAGUAUUAUACUUUUGUGAAAAAACAUUUUCUAAAUAUAUAUAUAUAUAUUUUUUUAUGCUGAUUUUUCAGGGGGAGCAGUAAAUCAAAUCAAAUCAAAUAUAUUUGCAAGCAAUGCAGGUGAAGAAGCA